CUGUGUGUCGCUCUUACUCUGAAACAUGCACAGGACGAUUUACAAAUAGUUGAUAGAUUCGACAGGUUGCCCGCGGAAGCUGACGCUCAAUUCCUUCAAGAUCUGGCAGAUACGCGAAAUUGGGGAUACUCUGUGCUGUUCGUGAACGAUACUGAUGAGAUAAGCGGUGGCCUGGUGACGGCCAUAGAGCAUUUGCCCUCGUUCACAGCAAUGCCUGUCUAUGGUUUGAAUUGCUUCUCGCUCUUGAAAUAUGAUACGAUAGUGUUCUCCAGAAGUGCUCUUGAUCUCUUGGAAGAGCGAUUGCUGAAACAACUUCAUCGUGCAGGCCCAAUGAACAAGAAGUACAGGUACAUGGACUACAAAGAGAGGAUAUUGAACGAAGGAGAGAAGGAAGAGGAUCCCAUUUAUCCUCCGAUAGUCUAG
Messenger RNA from Cooperia oncophora, 423 nucleotides. NCBI's taxonomy places the organism in Eukaryota, Metazoa, Nematoda, Chromadorea, Rhabditida, Trichostrongylidae. The record is from the annotation of a GenBank genome assembly.